AAAACGAGAAGUUUGGGAAUAAACGCGAAGUUUUCAAGAUUUCAAUGAUAACGUGACGAUCGUUUAUUAGGAAACGUAAAGUAGCUGCACGAAAAGUAGCACAACAAAUAAAUUGCAAAAAUGUGGUCGUCGUUUGAACUCUGGUGUCGCGUCUCUUUAAAGAACCGCUUAAUACAGUCUUCAUGCUGUUUAGCAGAUUUGAGACCAGAUCUAGCCACAAUAACCACAAGUUAUGCAAGUUUUGCUUUUGCUGGACCUGACAUUAAUGUAUCAUCACUUGGAUAAGCAGCAUCUCGUUUGUUUGGAGAAACUAAUGUCGGUCGAGUUACGUAUCUCUUCUUCCCCUUUCUUUAAAUGUCCUCGUGUACACCCAUGAGAGUGUGGGGGUAUUCACGAGGACCCCCUUUUUUCCUAUCCUGCCUGCUGGAUUCGACUUUUCAACGGAUGGAGCCCUUGUGGAUGCAUGGCUGUAUUUUCCAGGCUUAAAGGUAGGAAACAUUUAUCUGUUACAUUUAUCAGCGGUUGUUUGCUCUUGCCGCUUUUGUUUACUCAGAAAGGAUUCAUUCAAUAACUCAUUUUUAAAUUAGAACGACUACAGAUCAGGCACGAUUCACAACAAUAAAAUUAAAAAAUAUAUAUUUACUUUAAAUACUACUAGCAAAGCGCAGCUAGAAAUUUUUAUGACCAAGAGGAAAUGACGCCUCACCGGCACCUCCUUUUUCUUUAUCACAACACUGACUGUGUUCCCUGCUGUGAGUCUGUGACUGUUGUGGAAAUAUUUUUUAAAAGCUUAACGGUAACUUUGAUGGUAGUUUGUGAAGCGUUUUUCACACGAAGGCAGUGAUUCAGGACCACGCUUUCACGUGGUCUAAUAACAUAUCGAAAUCGUUUCACUGAUUGACGCACGGUUCCAGUGCAUUUGAGAAUGCACCGAGGCAAAUAAGUUCCGCUUUUCUUUUCAGAUAUCUUCUUAAUGUUCAUAUGAUCUAAUGAACUAUGAUGACAUUCAAUGAUGACAUGAACUGCCCAUACAUUUUUGUACGGAAGUGCCGACACUUAAUGCUUUUCUAAUAUUUGUAGAAAUAGAUUUCUUCGGGUCCUAAUGUAGUUAUUUUGGGGCAUCCAUUUGCAAUACUUUAUUUUUAACCAUUGUUACUACAGCGUUAAAAAAAACUCAGUGAAAUCGACUCAAAUUCGCGGUAAACAUUUUUGCAAUGAUUUCACAUCGGGUACGAAAUCAAGUAAAAAAUAGCCUAUUAAUAGUUUUACCUGUAGAAGAAAGUAUAGUCGCAAAAAAAAAAGAAUAGUUAUCGAUGUGGUCUAUAAUUCGUUAUAGAUUGUUAACUAAGCCCAAUUUAUGGCUCUGCUGGCAAAAGAGGGUAUUUUAAUUAGGCCCAUAUAGAUACACCACCUGCGAUAUCGCACGUUAAUCAAAUGUUAGUAAAGGUAUCGUCCUCCUCGUAUUUGGCGGUAAAAGCGAGAGAAAUGGAGAAGAAAAGUCAAAGAAGUGGGGCAAGUCAGUUAUCAUUAAUUUCGAAAUUGUGGGAGUGAAAAUGUUUAAUACUGAGCCGUACUUUGUGAUAUCAAUUUAAAAAAAGAAACUUGUUUUAUUGAAUUAGGUCAACAUCUGCAAUAAUCCAAUAAUGUGGGACCGUUUAUUUAGAGAUAUUUUUAGACUAGCAGUCUGAUACAAAUAUGCCUCAUCUUUUCUCUUUCCUCGUCUUUUACACUCAUACAAUGUGGUGGGAGAAACGUGUUUUAACGGCCGAAUGAUACAACACUAUAUCACGUCGCCUUUCUCAUCGGCGAACAAUAGUUCCACGGUAACAAUUCUAUUUAUGUCUGCUGUUGCGCUGCUGCUGCUCAGCAACAACCACAGGUAUUCAUUCUUACAAAUCUUGUAACAAGUCAUCCAUAAAAUAGGCUACAGUUCGCUAAUGAGUCGGAGAGGUGUUGAUUUAUUAUACCUCGAAUAAGUGUACAUUUUCUUCGAACUCAUAUCUUCAUGUUGUUUCAUGCGGCAUGAUUAGCAUAGGCUCCAGUUCUCACGGAAAGCUGCAACUCCUCCUCGUUCACUCUUUCCACAUUAAAAGAUGGUUCCGAUUGAGUCACGGCACGUUUAACAGAAGCAGCCGCUGGGUAGGCCUAAUGGUGGAGCGUUUUGCUGACCUAGAUACCCACAACAUCUUCACGUGCAUUCGACAGAACUGGUCAAUCGCCAAUGUUGGACUCGACUUGGGACUGUAAUAUUGUCCUCUCGAGGCAGGAAGAGGAGAACAGACUUUCACCCGUAAAUAGACUAUAUAUAGGUGAUGGUCCGUGCCGCUGAUCAUUUCAGUCUCUCGCUGUCUCAUCUCAGCGCUAAUCGUUCGUUCGUCCGGUACGGCUCUUUUUUUAUUCUUCCCUCUUUUUUCCUUUUUUGGAUUGAACCUCUCUUCUCCGCUCGAUUGUAAAACGGAAUCAAGUGCAUUAAGUUUUCUAUUUUCCUAUCGCCUGCAAAAAUUCAAAAAAAUACUGGCGCGAAAAGUGACAAGAAAAAAAAAAAAAAAAAAAAAUAGAUUCUAUCAAACACAACAGACAUAUUCGUGCCUGAUUUAGGAUUUUCUGUUGGAAAUUUGGAAUUCAAAUUACAACCGCAGCAAACAGUGGGUUCUACUUGGAAAUAAUGCCACCGUGCUUUGUGUAAAAAGAAAUACAUAAGGAGAGACACCACAAAAAAAGCUGAUAACAUUGCCGAAGAAUUAGACGAAAUAAGAUGCGGUGGUCAGUCGUGAAAGUUUUGCUGGCUCUGUUUAUAUUGGUGUCAGGCUUUGGUAUGCAGAUGGUCUCCUCAGCCUCACCACCCCAACAAAACGAUGCCCCCACUGAAUUCGACAACGAAAACUCGCAAUUAGUUGAAGAGAGUGACAUGGACUAUAAUGGAGUAGAAUCAAAACUUCCGCUGUCCGUUGGUGUUUCCGAUAGCGGCGCGACGCGCAAGUACACUCAUGGUCACGGACUCGUAGUCUAUCCCUCGUCGGAAUCUUCAUUUGGAUCCAAUAACCAUUAUGUCGGCCAUCACAAUGGUUUGCCGAAUUUAAUCAAAGGAAGUUCUGACUGUCCGAUACUGUCUGAUGGGCAGCAGCAUGCGACAAUUACUCCAAGUAUCACAUCAUCGCCUGCUUUGAUUGGAGAAACCAGCGUCCCAGUUGUCCUGUUCCCGACGGCUGACCAAGGAGAACUGGAUUCAACGUUCAGUGACGUGUUGUCCCAAUUGCAGACCAACAUCGGCUUAGUGUCAACUGGCGGAUUGAUCGACGAUUUGAAUUUCGUCGACAAGGACAUGGAUGUUGUCAUCGUCAAACCUCCACCCCAAGUUGAAGCUGUUGAAGCGGAACCUGAAGUCCUUGUUGAUUCGCCUGUCGUCUCCAACUUGGCCAACAUUCUUUUCACUUCUCCUUCCUCAUCAUCCAGUUCCACAUCAUCCAGUUCUUCGUCGUCUAGCGACUCUAUCAGUAGCGGUGGCAUAACUGGUGGCGAUAUAUCCUCAACGUCGAUUGCAAACCCGUUCGCUUUUUUUCUCAGUUUCGCAUUGGUCGUCGCCGGCAUUUUCUGCCUAAGUCUUCCUAUUUGGAUCCCAUUUGUCAUCGCCUUGAGACGCCGGUCACACGGGCCAUUCAGGAAGAAGACAUUGGCUUUGGCGAGGAUCAAAUCACAUGGAAAUUCAGUACCCCAUUAUCUCUCGAAUCAAGUAAAAUUACCAUACGGCAAAUACAAAGCCGGCCCAGCGUUGCCUCAGCCAGAAUACCAUAGUACAACUAUUGAGGACUAUUAUCGCCUUAGCGACAAUCCGAAUUAUUCGUACAACAUGGACCUGAAUGUCAAACCCUAUUCCGCUCUAUUUGGCAAUUUAUUUCCUUCCUAUUCAAAUCAAUUCAGUGAUCCCGGACCAAUUAAAUUAAAGGACCUCUACGGAACUCUAAACAAUUUCUUUUUGAAAGCCCGACGUCGAAAUUCCUACAACCGCAAGAUCCAGAAAAAACGUUAA
Daphnia pulicaria is the source of this 4027-nucleotide messenger RNA. RefSeq lists its product as uncharacterized. The transcript is spliced from 7 exons. The record is from RefSeq and is a predicted model, not a curated record. Bases 2756 to 4027 code for a protein of 423 amino acids. NCBI's taxonomy places the organism in Eukaryota, Metazoa, Arthropoda, Branchiopoda, Diplostraca, Daphniidae.